Messenger RNA from Schistocerca piceifrons (Central American locust), 2721 nucleotides. RefSeq names its product arylsulfatase G-like. Lineage: Eukaryota; Metazoa; Arthropoda; Insecta; Orthoptera; Acrididae. The record is from RefSeq and is a predicted model, not a curated record. Gene Ontology annotation, molecular function: arylsulfatase activity. The transcript is spliced from 11 exons. The coding region runs from base 238 to 1917 and encodes 559 amino acids.
CGAGGUUGUCGUUUCGUCGUGUGCUUCACUAUAACGAUCGUUCCUUUCAGAUGAGGAUAUAAGGACAAGUGGUGGGAGCACGAAGGACAUCCAACCACUAACUGUUACUAACAUGAGCAAGACCCACAUAACAAAGCCAAUUACAUAGAGGAUCAGUAAAAGGUUUGUGCAAGUCAUAGGAGGCAGGUGUCUGAAAUACUAAGAACAUAUUCUAAUGCAUUACACACACCAAGAAGAAUGCCUACAAAUAAAUAUCAGUGCAAGAGCAAUGUGAAGUUAACAUCAUUCUUUGCUUUGAUUGUUAACUUGCACUUCAGUUUUGCGUAUACAAAAGAUAACUUUAUUGUUGAAGGUGACAAAAAUUCACCAGUUGUAAAUCAGUCACAAAAUACAAUAUGUUCCAAAACUGCAAUAGGAGAUGAUCUGAAACCAAAUAUUGUCCUGAUUAUGGCGGAUGACCUGGGCUGGGGUGACUUUGGCUCAUACUGGCCUCACACAGCUUUGACACCAAAUGUUGAUGCCAUUACCAAGGAAGGAAUGAGGCUCACAGAUUUUCAUGCUAGUGCAUCGGUGUGUGCACCAUCUCGAAGUGCACUCCUCACUGGUCGACUUGGACUAAGGACUGGAGUUGUGCAAAACUUUGCUAAAGAUGCUGUCGGGGGUAUUCCUGAGAAUGAGACAACGUUGGCAGAAAUCUUGAGGGAUGCUGGAUAUAGGACUGCUAUGAUUGGAAAAUGGCAUCUGGGUACAUCACCUGGUCACCAUCCUAUAGAUAAAGGUUUUCAGGCCUAUCUCGGAAUUCCAUACAGUAUUGACAUGGGCUGUACUGAUCCACCAGGGGCAAAUUUACCAGCCUGUCCUCCCUGCCCCCAUGAAAAUAUGGUCUUCAACAAGGAGAAUGAUUGUCACAUUUCAUGUGAUGAAGAAUUGGCUCUUCCUUUGUAUGUAAAUAAAACAAUAAUACAGCAGCCUGCACAGUUAAGGCAUCUCUCAGAAAUUUAUGCCGAAUUUGCAGAAGAAUUUAUGUCAGAAAGGAAGGAGCCUUUCUUCAUGUAUGUUGCAUUGUCACACAUACAUGUACCAUUGGCCCAUGGCCCUACAUUUGAAAAUAUUACUGGAAAAGGCAUAUUUGCUGAUACCUUGUUUGAGAUGGAUUGGCUCAUUGGAAAAAUUGUGAGAACAGCUAUGAGAUAUAGUAAAAAUAACUUGAUUUGGAUUCUGAGUGACAAUGGACCAUGGGAAGUAAAAUGUGACUUAGCUGGGUCAAGUGGCCCCUUUGUAGGAGCAUGGCAGCGAGAUGUGUUGCAUGGAGGUGGAGGAGGAAGUGCUGCAAAACAAACUGUUUGGGAAGGUGGUCACAGAGUUCCCAGCUUAGUGCUAUGGCCAGGAUACAUAGAGCCAGGAAGUAUGUCCAAUGCUUUGGUGUCUGCUCUUGACGUUUUUCCAACUAUUGCUGCAGUAUGCAACAUCUCACUUCCAACAGACAGAUAUUUUGAUGGUAUUGAUGUUCAAGGUAUCCUAACAGGAGAGUUGGAGAAAGCUCAUGAGGUGUUAUUUCACCCCAAUAGUGGAGCAGCAGGACCAGAAGGUGAAAUUGGGGCAGUAAGAAUUCAGGAGUACAAAGUUGUAUACUACUCUGGUGGCUCCCCAGAAUGUGGUGGCCGCACUGGUCCUUCAGUAUCACAUAUUUCGUCUCCACUUGUGUUUAACCUCAAGAAUGACCCUGGUGAGACAUACCCACUGAAGGUAACCAGCUCAGAAUGGAAGGCAACAGUGCAUGCAGCUGGGCAAGCACUUGCGUGGCUCCAUGAAAAUGUGCAGCAGGACAACACCAGCACUGUAGACUACACUAAAGAGCACAGUGCUCGGCCAUGUUGUGAUAAAUACAGUCCAAUUUGUCGCUGCCCCUGGGAUUAGGCCAGUGUUCUGCACUUUGACUAGAAAAAAGAGCCAACACUAGUCUAAAGAUAGUGUGAAUGCUGUUUUCUGUUACAUAUUUCUGUGCCCCCCACAUUGAUCCAUUGUCAGUUACGUGGUUUCCUUUCCCUUAUUUUAUACACUUUUCCUGAAACAGUUACAUCCACAUUGUAAGAUACUCACAUUAAGUCUUGCAGUUAAAAUAGGUUUCCAUUGAACAGAACUUUAAUUAGCUUACUAUUGUCAUUAAAAAGAAAGCAUCAUAAACGGAUAACAACACACUCUGUAAGCUGUAAAGUUUAGAAAUAAUUGAAAAUUUCAAACAGUUUUUGUAGCUGUUAGCAACUGAUAUAAUAUCAUUGUAUAACACAAAAGUGAGCUAUCUAAUGUUGAAAUGGAAGCCCAACUGAAAUCAGACCUUUUUGGUAACUCCUUUAAAGAAACUUUGUUUCAGAUUAAAACUGUGUGUCAGACUGAGACUCAAACUCAGGACCUUUGCCUUUCAUGGGUAAGUGCUCUACCAACUGAGCUACCCAGGCACAACUCAUGCCCCAUCCUCACAACUUUACUUCUGCCAGUUCCUCGUCUCCUACCUUCCAAACUUUACAGAAGCUCUCCUGUGAACCUUGCAGAACUAGCCCUCCUGAAAGAAAGGAUACUGCGGAGACAUGAUAUGUGGAGACAAUGUAUGUGGCCAGCAAGUUGACAUACUUUUUACUGAAAAAUGUACAUAACUGUAAAGUAACUGAUUCAUUCUACAUGGAGGAUCUUUAGUACAAUACAUGGAACUUGCAAAUAAGUAAA